Molecule: messenger RNA, 1360 nt
Organism: Asterias rubens (European starfish)
Lineage: Eukaryota; Metazoa; Echinodermata; Asteroidea; Forcipulatida; Asteriidae
Product: SUMO-conjugating enzyme UBC9-B-like
Exons: 8
Coding region: 216-734 (172 amino acids)
Biological process (GO): protein sumoylation
Cellular component (GO): nucleus
Molecular function (GO): SUMO conjugating enzyme activity
Source: RefSeq, a predicted model, not a curated record
GUAACGCACACACAGAACUAAAAAAAACCUUCAUCAAAACGAAAGUUUUCAACUGACGUUGUUCGAAUGUAUUGUGGAAGUGCUUGUUCCUUACGCCAACAAGCAAGUGAUUGAUGCUACAGAUUUAACACAGCAACACUGCUUAGAAGUUUGCAGUAACAUCCACGUCGACCCACACUAAAGUAGCAAGAAACUUAAACAAUAAAGCACCAAAGAUGACCAUGGUGGGAGGACACAUUGCUUGCGGCAACAUUGCUGCAGGUAUUGCCAAAGCACGGCUAGGUGAAGAGAGAAAACAAUGGAGAAAGAGUCAUCCAUAUGGAUUUGUUGCCAAACCUACCAAGAACCUUGAUGGAACGAUGAAUCUUAUGAUUUGGGAUUGCGCAAUUCCUGGAAAGAAAGGGACACUGUGGGAGAAUGGUUUGUACAAAUUAAAAAUGAUCUUCAAAGAUGACUACCCAUCGUCGCCGCCAAAAUGUAAAUUUGAGCCUCCAUUGUUCCACCCUAACGUAUACCCAUCUGGUACAGUAUGCUUGUCAAUAUUGGAUGAAGAGAAGGACUGGAGGCCUGCAGUUACAAUAAAACAGAUUCUCACAGGCAUUCAGGAAUUGCUUACAGAGCCCAACAUUAAAGAUCCAGCACAAGCAGAAGCCUACACUGUAUUUAGUAACAACAGGACAGAAUACAAUAAGAAAAUUAAAGAACAAGCGGACCGGUUUGCUCCUAAAUCCUAAGCUAAGAACUGUCAUCAUGUCCUCAUCCCGUUUCUCAGUUUUCAUCCACGCCAUCACAAAGUCAUCUUCGCCAUGUUGGCUCCUCAUCAUCAUCACAGGCGGAGCAAAACUGCUGUAUUUUGGUAUCGAUACAGAAGACUCUGUUCCUGUAGUUAAUUUUAAAAACCGAUGGCCUGUCUCUCGUCGUACAGGUGAAAGUUUUCUACAAACUCCAACCUUGCAUAAUUAAAACAAAACGGACUUUUCUGUCUCAAAUUGAUGCAGUUAUCCCCACAAGAGGAAGUCCAUUCUCUGGUGAAACCAGAAACUUUUGAAGUUUUUUGUAAAAAGAUAAUGUACAAGAAAAAGUAACAAAUAUUUUAGCCGAGAGACUUCUUUGUACCAGUUAUGUUUCCUCAUUUUGCUGCUUAGCACAAUUUCGUCUUUUGAAAUGUGUCUCAAUUUCAAAUGGAUUCCAGGUACAUUUCCAGCUUUUCAAGACCUGAAAAAAACGCUGAGCAUGCUGUCUUUCUGUUAUCCAAAGCUCUUUGCUUGUAAAUAUAAGUCCGCUUUUCAGCCGUAAAAUCUGGUGACUGGUGCUACAUGGUCAAGCUCACUGUGGGCUGAAAUCAUAGUCAAGCAUGUAU